This is a messenger RNA of Cyprinus carpio (common carp), 2467 nucleotides long. Its product is annotated as GTPase IMAP family member 7-like. The transcript is spliced from 4 exons. Bases 337 to 1482 code for a protein of 381 amino acids. Lineage: Eukaryota; Metazoa; Chordata; Actinopteri; Cypriniformes; Cyprinidae. Gene Ontology annotation, molecular function: GTP binding. The record is from RefSeq and is a predicted model, not a curated record.
AUAUGAGUCCAUCUGUGUAGGUAAACAACAAUUUAAACAUGAACUUUCAAAUUGCAUUUAACUAAGUCAAUGCAUCCCAAUGAAAUAAGCUAUGUUAAUAUGGUAAAAAUUAUAAUACAGGAUUUUAGCAAACAUUGUACAAGCUCAAGUCUCAAAAUAAGAUGGAAAAGUGCAAUGAAUCUUUUGUAUGAAAUAAUGUGGUUUGGACAGGAAAGAAACAGAACUGUUAGAAAAACUUGUGUUCCAGUCUUCUCCACGGUUUUCAUUUCUGAUUCUGUACAGUACAAAUGUUUUUGUGUGAGUAUUUAUAACAUUCUGCCUGUUCUAUAGCACUGUAUGAAGUUAGAGAAUAUGGAUAUUUUGACCUGCACCCUCCUCUUGGAUUUAGUUCAUACAUGCUCGUUUCUACAUCAGUGUGACAUUUACUUUCGGUUUGGAGACCGGAGACGCGUUGGUGGUAAAAUGGCGCACAUUUCAGAAAGCAAGAGAGACCAAAGCCCAACUGGUAAUCGUCCCACCAAGAGCCAAAGGCGACGAAGUCAAAGUGAUGAACACCCUAACAUGUGUGAUCUGAGGAUUGUUCUUCUUGGGAAGAAUGUAUCAGAAAACAGCAGAGUCAGAAACUCGAUCCUGGGAAUAGAUGUGCAUGAGAGUGAUGCACCUAUAAAGCAGCACAAUGUGCUGAAAAUCAGUGGAAUGGUGAAGGACAGACACGUCACAGUCAUUAACACUCUUCAUCUGCUGAAUCUAAACAUCUCAGAUCAUCAGAUCACACAGACAGUGAGAGAGUGUGUGUUUCUGUCUGAUCCAGGACCUCAUGUGUUCAUACUCAUACUGCAGUAUAACAACUUCACCGAGGAGGACCUGAGAAGAGUGAAACAUGUGCUAAACAAAUUUAGUGGAGAAGCAAUUAAACGUGCCAUCGUUCUCACGACUGAUGAAGAGAGAGACGACUCAUACAUUCAUCAGUUAAUAAAGGAGUGUGGAGAAAGACAUUUGGAGUUUGAAAAAGAAAACCCAGAAUGGCAAUCUGACAUAUUCAAGAGAGUUGAUAAGAUACUUCAGGAAACCCAGGAAGAAUAUCUCACAUGUGAAAUAUUUGGUGAUGCUGAAGGAACAUCAGUGGAUGAAGAGAAAAGAUCUUAUGGUUCAGAGAAAAUUAAACGACAGCAGAGAGAAUGGGAGGAUGAAAAGAAACAACAGAUAAGAGAACGAGAGGAAGAUGAAAGAAAGAGAAAAGAGAAACAUGAUGAACAGCUGAGAGAAAAACAAGAAGAACUGGAGAAAAUAAAACAGGUAUUUGAAAGAGAGAGAGAAGAACGACAGAAGAUAGACGAGGAGAGACAGAAACAGAAGGAAAGAGAAGAAAAAGAGAGAGAAUAUGAUGAAAAGAGACAUGAAAUAGAAAGACAUUAUGAACAACUGGAACGAGAGAGAAAAAGGGAGUGGGAGAGAAGAAAACGAGAAGAUGAUGAGAGAUGAGAAGAAGAGAGAAAGAGAUGGAAGAAAUGAUUGAAGAUCUGAAACAAGAGCAAGAAGAAGAGAUGAAGAGAAGAGAAAGAGAGAGAAAAGAAAGAGAAGAAAAAGAGAGAGAUGAAAUGAAACAGAAACAUGAAGAUGAAAUAAAAUUCAUAAAGAAGAAACAUGAAGAGGAAAUAAAACACAUGGAGAGGAAACAUGAAGAUGUAGCCAGAAAACAGGCAGAAGAAUUUUAUGAUUUCAGACAGAGAAAAGAGCAGCAGGUGCAGGAGCUCAAAGAGAUGUUGAAAGAAUGUCAGAGACAACAGGAAGUACUAGAAAAACUCAAUCAGCAACUGAAAGAGCAGAAAGGAGAAGAAAUAAAAGAGCUGCGAAAACAAGUUGAAGAACUGAAAAAUAAACCAUUCUGUGUCAUUCUGUGAUUGAUUUCAGAGCAUAAAGAUAAGUGUCAACCAGUGGCAUAACUUUACAUAAGGCAUAAACAGCAUAAAUGGCUACCCACUGCUCCGGGUGUGUGUUCACGGUGUGUGUGUGUUCACUGCUGUGUGUGUGCACUUUGGAUGGGUUAAAUGCAGAGCACCAAUUCUGAGUAUGGGUCACCAUACUUGGCUUCAUGUCACUUCACUUUCACUUUACAUUGAAAAGUGGUGGGGACACCACGCAACUCGUUUUUUCAACCUAAUUUACUUGGGGACUGUGUUUAGAGUUGGAAAAACACAAUUUUUGCUUUUCAAAAAUAAUGUACCAGGGACAGUCCCAGAGAAUUUGAACGCAUGUGCUGUGGGGGAGCUAAAUCAUUGACGGGAGAUGGGCAAUUCAGGGAUCCAGACUUAUUAAUUUUUUUUUUUUGUUAAGGUUUUUUUUUUUUUUUCUAUUAAUUACAACAAGGUUUUAGCACCACGCAGGGGCCGAUCUAGAAAAUUAUUUUUAGGGUGGAUGCCAUGGGGUCUAUGAGGGGUGGCAACACCAAAGCAAGCCCCCAUGCAUA